Molecule: messenger RNA, 6300 nt
Organism: Symbiodinium natans
Lineage: Eukaryota; Dinophyceae; Suessiales; Symbiodiniaceae
Source: the annotation of a GenBank genome assembly
AUGGCUUUCAUUGCGUCUUUGGCCAAAGUGCUUUGCAUACAUGUGGCGUUGGUCAUGGGCGUGCUGCUGUAUGAACUCAGCAUUCUGUACAACUCCUUCAGCAGAUACAAGCCGGCCUUGCAAGAUCCGAGCCGGACAAUGCGGGCGGCGCAGUUUGCCAAGCCAGGGCCGGCCGAGGUGAUUCAGCUGGCAGAGAUUCCACGACCAAUGUGCUGCGAAACAACGCAAGUCCUCAUCAAAGUCCACACUGGGAGUUUGAACCCUGUAGACUUCAAGCAAAGGAGGAAUCCGUCAGUGGAGUACUUGCGGCCUUUGCCUGCUGUUUCGGGCCUGGAUUUUUCUGGACAAGUUGAGCAGAUCGGAUCAGGGGUGCUGGGGUUCCGACCUGGAGACAGCGUGUAUGGCAUGCUACCGAUACAGGGCCAGAGCUGGGGCGCAUUCCAAGAAUAUGUUGUUACCAAUUACACCAUCAUCGCCCACGUGCCCUCCACAAUCUCGCCCAGGGAAGCGGCAGGAUUGCCUUUGGUUGGGCUCACUGUAGUGCAAGCCCUGGCACCCGUCCUCCGCAUUUGGCAACGAAGUGGCGAGAGCAGCAAGGGGAAGAAGAUCUUGGUGCAAGCUGGUGCUGGCGGGGUCGGCUCCUUCGCGAUUCAGUACUGCAAGAAUGUGUUGGGCAUGCACGUGGUGACUACUGCGAGUGCUGCCAAGGAAGAACUGGUCAGGAGUUUGGGCGCUGACCAGGUCAUCAACUACAGGACGACCCGCUUCGAAGAUGUGCUUAGAGACCUCGACGUGGUCCUCGACCCAGUGACGCAGGAGUACGAGGCACGCACGCUAUCCUCGCAGGUCCUCAAGCCAGGCGUGGGCCACUACAUCAACAUUCUGAGCAGCGACUGGGAGCCACAUGACGGUGAACUGGGCCCGCUCCUGAUUGCCCGGCCGCUUCUCAAGAAGUGGGGCAACAGCUUGCUGGCAGAUUACUUUGGUAUUGGGCUGUACUAUCAUUGCGAUCCGGUGAGCCCCGACGCGGCUGCACUGCGGAGCAUUGCCAGCUGGGUCGAUGCAGGCAGCAUCAAGCCGGUCAUAGAUCGCUCCUUCGCACUCAAAGAGGUGGCACAGGGCCACGAGUACUUGGAGACGGGCCGAGCCUCUGGCAAGGCCAACGCGGUCGCCAUCCCCAGACUCGCGAUCCGAUGUUGCGUCGCGGCGAUCUUCGCCACGACCCGGCUCACCGAGCCGAGUGCUCAAGUCAGGGCCGGGGGCGGAUGCUCGGGCUCACCUCAGCGGUCGUGCAGCGUGACACCUGCAGCUGAAGUUCCCACUGGCAGGCCUCGUAAAAAAGGUGGCGCUGUGCAGUUCAACGCUUCGCACAGCGAUUACGAGGUUGUGGCGCAAGCUGCUGAGGAGCGAGGAUGGCGUGUAGUCAAGUGCGAAGACAAGGCUACGAUGUGCAACAUCCACUGGAUAGACGAUGCCAACAUCGGCGAUUGGAUCCGAAAGGUAGAGCCCUGGAUGAGGAUCAAUCAUUUUCCAGGAAUGAACAAUGCCCUGGCGCGAAAAACUCGCCUGGCAAGGAAUAUGACCAGAAUGCAGAGACUAUUUCCAGCUGCGUAUCGCUUCGUACCUCCCACUUGGGUCAUUCCAGAUGACCUUGGAGACCUGGAGAAGAGAUUUGGCAACCAAGACUCCAAGGUCUUUUAUAUCGUCAAGCCGGAUCACCUGUGCCAGGGUCGGGGCAUUUUCCUUACCACCGAGCUGGACCGUCUGCGCCAGGCAGCCGAAGAGAGCCGCAAAAAAAACGAGGCCACCGUCGUCCAGAGAUACCUUUCCAGGCCGAUGCUCAUUGAAGGUCUCAAGUUUGAUCUGCGGCUAUACUUCCUUGUGUCAGCCAAGAAGGCCACUGGGGAAGCUGGACUCGACUUGCGUUGCUUUCUCUUCCGCGACGGGCUGGUACGACUGUGCACGACACCAUAUCAGCCUCCCACUGCGGAGACUAUGAAUGAGAAGUGUAUGCAUCUCACAAAUUAUGCCGUCAACAAGAACAGCUCCAAUUUUCAGCAGAAUGAUGGGGAGGACGAUGGCGCUGGUAGCAAGCGAUCUUUGCGGUGGUUCAUGUCCUACAUCGGUGAAACCUACGGCGAGAAGGAGCGCCGGAAACUGUGGUUGAAACUGAUGGGUGUUUGCAUGAAGACGGUCCUCAUGGUCAAGCCGACCCUGGAGACGGAGUACGAUGGAGCGUUUCCACGUGAUUUGACUGGCGGUCAGAUGGGCUGCAGGUGCUUUGAAUUGCUCGGCAUCGACGUCAUGCUUGACGCAAAAAUGAAGCCCUAUCUCAUAGAGGUGAACCAUCUGCCUAGUUUCACCUGUGAUUCGCCGCUGGACGAGGACAUAAAGAGGCGCCUGGUCAGCCAGACAUUGGACCUCACCUGUGGGUCACUCUCUGGUAAGGACCGAAAACUUUACGAGCAACUUGUUCGGGAAAGACGGGAGGCAGGGCAGCCUGGUGGGAGCACCCCCAGCCCGGAAACCGCCAAGAUUGAGGCGAAGCUCUGCAGCGAGGCAGAGCCAAGUAUGCUGGACCUUCCGGUGUACGAGGAUCUGGCUGUGCAUGUGCUGAUCAGCUUUGCUUUGCACGUAGGAAGCAAGCCGUGCGGGUCCAUGGGGAAGGGCACUAACGGGUCCAGCGGGAAAGGUACAGAUGGCACCCAAGACGAGCCCAGCUGUUUACGACAGGGCCCGCAAGGCCUGUCCAAACUUGCCUACAGUUCCCUGCAGAAGCAACGCCUGAAGGCGGAUUGCAAGGACUAUCUGCCUAAUGUCCUGAGUGGCAAGCCCAAAGCUGUCAAGAAGGAGGCUAUGUCAGCUUCUCCAAAGGACGCAGAGGUCAUCAAAAAGCUGUUUCCUCAAACCUAUGAUACUCCGCUCGUGGAGUUUGAAGCCGGAUCAGCGCAGGAACAUGGAGAGGCACCUGUCAAGGUGGGAGUGGUGCUCUCGGGUGGCCAGGCGCCAGGUGGGCACAACGUCAUUGCUGGAAUUUUUGACGGCAUCAAGGCAUGGCACAAGGAUUCCACAAUGAUCGGCUUUCUGGACGGACCGCACGGGAUCUUCACGGGCAAUUUCGUAGAAAUCACAGAUGACAUUAUGGAUGGAUUCCGCAACACUGGUGGAUUUGACAUGCUGGGCAGCGGCCGCCACAAGAUCGAAUCCGAGGAUCAAUUCAAAGACUCGAUGGCAGUGUGCAAUGCUAUCGGCCUGGAUGGGUUGGUCGUCAUCGGAGGGGAUGACUCGAACACGAAUGGUGCAGUACUGGCUGAGUACUUCAAGGCAAAUGGUUGCAAGACGAAGGUCGUAGGUGCUCCAAAGACCAUUGACGGCGACUUGAAGUGCCCGCCGCACAUCCCUGUCUCCUUCGGCUUUGACACGGCUUGCAAGACCUACGCCACAUUGGUAGGAAAUGUGGCAGUGGAUGCACUGAGCGCACAGAAGUACUACCACUUAGUUCGCUUGAUGGGCCGUUCCGCAUCGAACAUCGCCUUGGAGGUGGCUCUGCUUACGAGACCGAACAUGUGCCUUUUGGGAGAGGAGGUGGCCGAGGGAAAGAGAAGCCUGAAGGACAUCACCAUGGACAUGGCAGACAUGAUCGAGGCCAGGAGCAAGGAUGGCAAGGACUAUGGCGUCAUCAUUCUGCCCGAGGGCCUGAUUGAGUUCAUCCCAGAGUUCAACGCCUUGAUCUCAGAGAUCAACGACAAGCUCUCCCAGCCAGGUGUGGAAGCAACUGAGGAGGGCGUCCUGGCUGUCCUGUCCAAGGAGAACGCAGAGUGCUUUAGGUACCUGCCAGGAUUUAUUCGCGCACAGCUGCUUCUGGAUCGUGAUCCACACGGCAAUGUUCAGGUGGCCAAGAUUGAAACAGAGAAGCUCUUAGCUGCCACCGUGCACACGGAGCUGGACAACCGCCGCGCCAAGGGGUACAAGGGCACCUUCUCCCCGCAGUUUCAUGCAUUUGGCUAUGAGGGCCGUGCAGGACUGCCAACCGUCUUCGAUGCGUCCUACUGCUAUGCGCUGGGAUACACUGCCUCGUCCUUGCUGGUCACUGGCUGCACUGGGCUCAUCGCGAGCGUCAAGAAUCUGCUGGCGCCAUGCAAGGAUUGGCAGUGCGGCGGAGUACCCGUCACGUCCCUGUGCGUUAUCGAGCGGCGCAAGGGCAAGGACAAGCCUGUGAUCCGCAAAGCACUUGUGGAGCUUGAGGGCACUUUGUCGCAACCGUUUGAGUUCUACAAACGCAUCCGAGACCAGCUGCGCAUUUGCGACAUGUACCGAAACCCGGGCCCGAUCCAGUUCGACAUGAUCGGCUGCGAAGCCUCGAAGGACAUUCCAAUGACACUCCAGCUGGAGCUUGGCAGGACGAUCUCGGUGGAGUUCCCCAGCGAGAAGCCCAAGAGGAUGGGCAACUUCCUCUUUCUUCCGCAUGCGAAGAAGCUGCGCUCAGAGCUGCAGCAAUGGCGCUCAGGAAGGCAGCAUCGUCUCCCGGCGUCGCUGAGCGCUUUCAAUGGAAAUGCCGUCACUGUUAUCCGGGGAGAGGAAACCGUCGUCAAUGACCACACGGAGGUCGUUUCCCGUUACUUCUCGGAAGUGCAUGCUCCCUUGCUGGACAUCCUUCCGACGGAGGAGCGGACCGCUCCGAUCGAGAACAAGAGGAUCGGUGUCGUCUUCUGCGGCCGGCAGGCGCCGGGCUGUCACGACUUUGUGUGUGGCUUGGUGGACAUGCUGCCCCCCAACUUUGGCAACAAAGUCCUCGGCUUCGUGGGCGGAACACAUGGCUUCAUGGAGAAGCAGACAGUGGAGCUCACGCCCGAGCUGUGCGAGGCUUUCCGUGGAACAGGUGGCUUGGAAAUGCUUGGGCGAACAGUCGAUCGCAUCAACACGAAGGAUGAGUCCGAGAGCGCCAUGCAUGCCUGCCAGGAGCUGAACCUGGACGGGCUUGUCUUAGUGGGCGGCGCGCGCACGAACACGGAUGCUGCUUACCUGGCCGAGUUCUUCAAGACCAACAAGGUGAAAACAGCUGUGGUCGGAGUUCCUUGCGGCAUCGAGGGCAGCAUGGUGAACGAAUUCGUGGAGGCGUCCUUGGGCUUCGACUCUUGUGCAAAAGCCAUGUCGCAAUUGGUUGGCAAUACAGCCAUCGACGGCUCCAGCGCUCGAAAGUACUAUUACUUCCUCAAGCUUAUGGAUGGCUCCACCACAGGAGGCAAGGUUCCCUCGUCCCAUGUGGCGCUGGAAGUUGCGCUUGAGACGAAGCCAAACCUGCUACUCCUGACGGAGGAGGUAGAUGAGCACCGGACAUCAUUGCGGGAACUGGUGAGUGACAUCGCUGAUGUCGUCUCCGAGCGUGCCAACUCAGGGAAGAACUUUGGCACAGUCCUUGUGGCGGAGGGCCUGCUGGCAGCCAUUCCCGAGUUUCGCACCCUCAUCACUGAGCUAGAGGCGCUACCAAUGCCCAGCACCGUGGAGAAGGUGUUGCCGAAGCUAACAACUUGGUCCGCUGCGCUCUUCCAGAGCCUUCCAGAGUUUAUCCAGAAGCAGCUGCUGUUGGCUAGGCAGAGCAACGCUGCCCUCCAGCUGUCGCAGCUUGAGACAGAGCGGCUCAUGGCCUGGCUUGUCGAAGACGAGCUAAAGCAUCGCAAGAAGCAGGGCACGUUCAAGGGCAGCUUUUCGCCUGUCUGCCAGUUCCUGGGCUACCAGGCACGUUGCUCAGUUCCGUCCGACUUCGACAGCGACUAUGCAUAUGCCCUAGGUGGCUGUGCUGCGAUCCUGGGCUGCAGGGGCCACAACGGCUACAUGGCAGUGGUUUCCGACCUGGCUCAACCAGUUGAACGAUGGCACGUCGGAGGCGUUCCAUUCACGGCAAUGCUGCAGGUGCCGCCCACCUUGCCCAAGGAGUCCUUCCGACCUCGACCAGGCAUCUUCCCGCACAAGGUGGAGCUGGAGAGCGGAGCAUUUAGAUCUUGGAAGGAGGUCCGUGCAGCUUGCGCCAAAGAAGAACUCUACGAGAACCCUGGUCCCAUCCAGCUGUCAGGGCCCAGCGCAAGCCGCGUCACCAAGACCAUUGCGACUCGCUUCUCGUAUCUGCAAGAGCUGAAGGCGCUUCAGCGCCACCUCGAGGCCCUGAGCACCCGAUGCCGGCCUGGCUGCGAUCUCCGACAGGUCAAGGUGGCAACUCAAUCUUUGGCAACUUUGAAUUCCAUCCUGGAUGAACUCGCAGGGCCAUCUUCAGCAAGCCCAAUGCUUGAGCGGGCCAUGAGGUGA